This is a messenger RNA of Spizellomyces punctatus DAOM BR117, 5293 nucleotides long. RefSeq names its product STE/STE20/YSK protein kinase. The record is from RefSeq and is a predicted model, not a curated record. The coding region runs from base 1 to 5139 and encodes 1712 amino acids. The transcript has 36 exons. Gene Ontology annotation, molecular function: guanyl-nucleotide exchange factor activity; ATP binding; calcium ion binding. NCBI's taxonomy places the organism in Eukaryota, Fungi, Chytridiomycota, Chytridiomycetes, Spizellomycetales, Spizellomycetaceae. Gene Ontology annotation, biological process: protein phosphorylation.
AUGGACAUUGCGGAAGCCCGGAGACUCGCAGACGCGGUGGCAGCAAACUACCUCACCUGGCGGAGAGCACGAGCAGCGAGAGGACAAGCGAAUGCUGCUGCAGCAAGCACGGUACAUCCGGCCAACUUUGUAGCCGGUCAACGUGACAUGCUCGAACGCCUGCAGUCUACAGCCAGACAUGUCAUGAAAUAUGAUGAUAUUGAACUCCAGGAUAUAGCUCGGAAUGAGAUACCAAUCGACCGAUUACACGAGGAAGCACACAAAUUGGUAGAUGCAAAUCCUGAAAGCGAUUUCCAUGAUCAUCUUGUGAAAGCACUCUUAAAAUGGUUCAAGAAUGAGUAUUUUGUUUGGGUGAACGAACCACCGUGCGAUUACUGCAAGAGUCCUACAACGAGUGUCGGGGGAGCCGCGCCUACCGAUGCAGAGCUCCGACAUGGCGGAGGUCGGGUAGAACUUUAUGUAUGCACGUCUUGCCGCCGGCAUACCCGCUUUCCACGCUACAAUGACCCAGUGAAGUUAUGUGAGACCAGACGUGGCCGUUGUGGCGAGUGGGCGAAUGUGUUCUGUCUUUUUGCCAAAGCCAUGGGAUUUGAGACGCGGUACAUUCUGGAUUUUACGGAUCAUGUCUGGACAGAGAUAUAUAAUGAAAGGGAGAACCGCUGGAUAAACUGCGAUUCAUGUGAAGGAGAGCAAUCCUAUGAUCAACCUUUGGUAUAUGAAGCGGGCUGGGGAAAGAAGCUGAACUACAUCUUUGCCUUUGGCAGCCAUGAAGUGGUGGAUGUAAUUCACAGAUAUACGCGCAACUUUGGGGAGGUGCAGACACGGCGAACUAUGGUUAGCGAAGACUGGCUGGAGAAGACGAUUCGCGACAUGACAGCCCGGAAAAGAGCCGAUUUACCUCCAAGUGUUCGGGCAGAGCUGGAGGAACGUGAUAAGACGGAACAAAGCCAGUUGAAAACCAAUUUCCAACGAUCAGCACAUUCAGAGGAGCUGGUUCCGCGACAAUCAGGUUCACUUGAAUGGCGUGCGGCAAGAGGAGAAUUAGGGAGUGGCGGAAAUCAGAGCACUGUCAAACCACAGCAAGGGGAGAAUGUUGUCUUCAAGCUGGGGGAUACAUCUGCUGAUUUUGUAUUGUCAGGAGCGGCGAAGAAAACAGGUCAAUUGGUUGAGCUUACUCCAGCUCAGCCAGACAAGAUUGGCAGUGUCUUUGCAUCAAAGAAAAUCGAUCUCGGAGCGCCUUGCAUCGUUGACUUUACCUUUCGCAUUUCAAACAAGGAUGGACGUUCGGCGGAGGGCUGUGGUGAUGGGUUUGCUUUUGUCAUUCAGUCGCAUGCCUCGAGUGCUUGUGGCGCUUCCAAUGUCGGCGGUUCUGGGUUGGGUUAUGAAGGGAUUCCUCAUUCAGUUGCCGUUGAAUUCGACACGUAUGCCAAUGGUAAUCGCGGCGACCCGAAUGGGAAUCACAUCAGUGUGCAAACACGAGGAAAUUUACCGAACAGUGCACACCAUGAUUAUUCCAAAGGUCUUGCUACCCGUCUACCGCCAUUUAACAAUGGGACCAACUACCAUUGUCAGAUUAUAUGGAUGCCAUCUGAAAAGUCUUUACAGGUGCUUCUAACCGAUAGGAGUGAUGCAGCUGAGGAUGUAGGAACAGAUUUUGAGAGAAUAUUGACAGUAAAAGACAUAGAUUUGAUUGAGAUUUGCGGUAGUCCGUUGGCUUGGUUUGGCUGUGAGAUAGCCAAGAUGAGUCAGGUAUCUGAAAAGACCCGACAAGUCAUUGCAAAAUACGACCGGGAUGGAGAUGGAUACUGGACAGAGGAUGACUUUAGAGAGUUUAUGAGGGAUAUGGGGCAUGGUGAUAUCGGCGCAAGUCGGAUGCAUGCCUCGUUCCAGUAUCUCGAUACGUCAAAGUUGGGAAAGAUUGAUGCUGUGAUGUUUGAAAAGGGAAUCAAUCUCUUGUACGAACGAGACUUUUACUUUGGCAAACCUCGCAGUGAUGACGAUCUAAGUUCGGUUCGACUAACUGUUCGGUCUCGUCGGUAUCCUGUUAUCGUGAAACCUGAAGUGUCGGAUCCUAUGCUCCUCUAUACUUUGGUGGAGAAAGUGGGUGAAGGGUCAUUUGGGGAGAUUUACAAAUCCGUCUCAAAGCAGGAUCCGCAACGGUUCGUCGCCUUAAAGAUAAUCGAUCUGGAACAAACACAGGAUGACUUGGAGGAUCUGCUGUAUGAAGUGGACUUUCAAGCCAAGUGCUUUUCGCCACAUCUUGCGCGGUAUUUCGGAUCCUGGCUUUGGCAUAGCAAGCUUUAUAUCGCAAUGGAAUACUUGGGCGGAGGAACCGCUGCAGAAUUGAUCAAGUUUGCAAAGCUAUCAGAGGAGCAAUGUUCAUACAUUCUUCGUGAGGUUCUGAAAGGAUUGGAUUACAUGCAUUCAGAGAAACGGAUACACCGAGAUAUCAAAGCUGAAAAUAUACUAUUUGACAAUAGCGGCUCGUUAAAGCUCGCGGAUUUUGGGGUUGCUGGGCAGAUUGCGCCGAAUAGUACGUCGAGGUCUACUUUCGUUGGAACUCCGCUCUAUAUGGCGCCAGAGAUUAUCAGAGGCGAGGAAUAUGGAGUUAAGGUCGACAUAUGGAGUGUAGGAAUUCUGGCGAUUGAACUAGCAACCGGCGCCCCACCUCGAUCACAUCUACAUCCGAUGGACGUGUUAUAUGCAACUGUUUCCGAGGAUGCCCCCAUACUGAAAGGAUCACAGUUUUCUCCCGAGUUUCGUGACUUUGUUAGCAAAUGCUUGACCAAACAGUCUGCAGAGCGCCCAUCAGCCCGGGACCUUCUCUCCCACCCUUUCACACAGAAAGAACGAGAUAAGGUCGUUUUGAGAGAUAAUCUUGAAAACUAUUGGAGGAAACGGAAGGAACUUGCUGGAAUUGCAGCCAAGACGGUCACCCGUGGCGAUGAUUGGUGGCAGCAGUAUAACAAGUUCCAGAGUCCAAAACCAUCGUCACCAGUCGGUCCACAGGUCUCGGCAGCCGCUAGAGCGUCAAUCCGCGCGGAUCUCGCCCAUAUUGAUCCAACCGCAACGUACGGGAAGAGAUCAGCGACGCGGGUAUCGGACGGUGCAAUGAUGGGGAAGAACGUGCCGCUAGGACGAGCUAUGGGCGUCAAUAUGCGAGGUGUCCCAGGGGUCUCUAUGGCAGUCAUUGAGGCUGCGCAACACCGAUUACGCCCGGUAACUACGGACAUGGGGAGACCAAGAUCAGAUACUGUAGAUGCUGGACGGGGACGACCGAUGACCCCGGGAGGUGGGGCCUCACGGUCCAAUCUGAGGGAACCAGGUGGUGGUCCUCCGGGUGGAAUAGCAUUGCCGGUACCAAUCCAGCCUCCAAAAUUUCAGAAAUCCUCAGCGUCUUCACUAGAACCCUCGGCACCUCCUCUGCCGCUUGAAUACCAACCCCAUCCGAGGCCGGUCCAGCCCGUAGGGUACGCACCCAACAUGCCAUUGCUUGUUGUCCCUCCUGGCCCUCCUGGCCCUCCAAUGGUCUCACGGUCCCCAAGUCCAUCACCACAAGACUCUGCGUUUGUUUAUUACACGCCAUCACCACCUUCCCCAGCACCAUACAUGAGCAGUGCCCCAUCUCCUAGUGCCUCACCGAGAAUAUCGUAUGCAGAGUCAUCAUACCGGCCGGCUUCCACCUUUGUACCCAUUGAACCCCCUGCACUGAUUCAAAGGCCCUCGUCGGCAGGUCCCCGAAUGCAUCCAUCGCCCCUUCAAUCCACUGUAGCUCAAAAUCGACGUAUCUCUGCGCCCCCAGGUCCUGUCCAACCACAGGGAGGUCACCGGCUGGGACCUCAACCCGCUGUACGUGGACAACUACCCGACGGUGGGGCGUCCGAAGGGGUCAUGCCCGGCCGAGACCGCUCAGCAUCUACUUCCUCGUUUAAUGCUCCUAUUCAACCACCUCGAUUGAGCACCGAGCCUCCCAAAUUGAAGCCAGGCGGUCGACCAAUCUCUACCAUAUCCGAUCUACGUGAAGUAGAUUUGUCAGAUACAUUCAAAAAGAUCGUUCCAACGUCUUUGCAACAUGCGCUCUCGUUUGAUUCACAAGAGCGCACUCUUGGAUUCCUCGGAGUUCUCGAUGAGUUGUAUUGUACUGAAUUGCGUUACAUGGAGACUCUCCAAUCCAUUAUGGAGGUCUAUGUGCGACCGUUGAUUGCCCCACCAAAGGGCAAAAGUCAGGUCUUGAAGGAAGAUCAGAUAAAGACGAUUUUUGCAAACUUGAGUCCACUGCAUUUAUUUAGUGUGCAGUGGCAGAAUGAGGUGAAAGGGGCUAUGGAGAUGGCCAAUGCGGGCAAUGUGGUCGAGUAUUUGAUGAAAGCCCUGGAUGCUUUGACCCCAACGCUUCAACAGCUGUACACGCAAUACGCUGACAAUUUCUGCGCUGCAAUGUGGGAAAUUCAAAAGUGCUUGCGUGAGAGCUCCAAAUUCCGAGACUUUGCGACGCAUGCACAGCUCGAUAAGCAAUGCGGCGGACGGUCUCUGUACGAGUUGAUGAAGGCACCUUUUGGACGGUUGACUCAAUGCGUCAUGCUAUAUGAAGAACUUGCGGAAGCAGGCCAAGUGCAAGAAUUCUUGACGACAGUUAGCUACAUUUCAAAGUUGUCCGCUGACAUGGCGGCAGCACAGGAUAAUUGGGAAAAUCUGAUCUCAAUGUUGGUGCAUAUAGCCAACAUCCCACCUGCAGUCAUUCUCAAACGAGGUCAGCAUAUCCUUAUUGAGGAGACAGUUGACAAGGUCAAGAUAAACUCCAACGGCUCCGUAACCUCCCGCAAACCCGUUCGACUAUAUCUCCUCAAAGAUGUUUUCAUUGUGACAAAAGUUUUAAAGGACGCUCAUGAACCUGUGGAUUUGGCGUUCUUGUUAAAUCCGAGCAAAAAUGUGAAGCUUCCUAAACCCACAUUGCAAUAUCGGACACUGCAGUUGAGGGAUUUUGUCAAGGCGGAUGUAAUUGCUGGGAAAGAUGGUGAUCGCGGAACAAGCAUGUUUAGUGUUACGGUGACGUUGAAGAAGGGCAAGACAUAUCACUUCUCCGCCUCGUCAGUAGCAGCAAGGGAUCGAUGGAUUGAGUCUUUGAAUCCUGAGCCAGUAUGAGAUGGAUGAUGACCGUUGGAAAAAGACUCGAAUUGGCGUGAUGGGGGAAUGGCCUUUUUUUUACGUACCGAUAAUUGCCCAAUACACACAUAGUUUGCUGUACAUUGUUUCCUUUCCCCAAUACGUUCCUCCUCGUGAAAUAAGCAAUCAGCAG